AUGUUCGCAAGCCGGGCUCUUGCCAAAGCUCGGCCGGUCAUUCGCUUACGGAGACCCCUCCCGCGAAGCACUCCAAUCGCCCGCAAUUCCACAAACUCGAGCAACCGCGCCGCCGAACGCAUCCUCGACCGCGUCCCUACACGCUUCCAGCGAUACACCUCGGGUUUGAGAAAAGCUCCGCUGUCGCACAUUAUCGCUUUUCUUAUCCUCCACGAAAUCACUGCCAUCGUCCCCCUGCUCGGCCUCUUCGGGCUGUUCCAUUACACCAACUUCCUACCGCUGGAAUACGUGACGGGCCACUGGGCUGGCUACGUACGUGAUGGCGUGGGCAAGGCAGAGCGAUACUUUAGCCGAAAAGGCUGGUUUGGCUUUGGGGCCGAGGAUAGGGGCACGAUGACGGGCGAGCUGGACGCGAGCGGACCGUACGAAACACGCGAGGUGGAGAGGAAGUGGGCAAAGGAGGAGGGGAUUGUCACGGGGAGCUUCCAGUAUACUACGACAGGUCCUACGGAGGAGUCGGCGAGGAGCACGCAAGAUGUUUUGGAGAGGUGGCAGAAGGAUGGGAAGUAUAAGGUCGUGGUCGAGGUUGCAAUCGCUUGGGGCAUCACCAAGGCGUUGUUGCCCGCGCGGAUUUUGGUCAGCGUGUGGGGAACGCCAUGGUUUGCUGGUGUGAUGGGCAGGGCGAGAGCUUUCUUCAGAUCAAGUAGAUGA
Molecule: messenger RNA, 711 nt
Organism: Colletotrichum truncatum
Lineage: Eukaryota; Fungi; Ascomycota; Sordariomycetes; Glomerellales; Glomerellaceae
Cellular component (GO): mitochondrion
Source: RefSeq, a predicted model, not a curated record